This is a messenger RNA of Saxophila tyrrhenica, 678 nucleotides long. RefSeq lists its product as uncharacterized. The coding region runs from base 1 to 678 and encodes 225 amino acids. The record is from RefSeq and is a predicted model, not a curated record. Lineage: Eukaryota; Fungi; Ascomycota; Dothideomycetes; Mycosphaerellales; Extremaceae. The transcript has 3 exons.
AUGGUCUCGUUUCGUCAGUCUACAGUUCUUCUUUCCUUGCUAUCCUGGAGUUUUGCGUCCAAUCCUCGACCGUAUCCACCACCGGAUGCACAUCUGCAGACGACCAGUAUCCUGAAUCAUGAGUCUUACCUCGAUGGGCUUGACGAUCACCAGUGGUAUCUCGACAACAUCCCGUUCAUCGAUGUGCCGGACAAGUCGAUGCAGGAUGUCUAUUACUACCGGGCAAGCGUCAUCAAGCGACACCUCAAGUGGGCGCACGAAGGACAUGGAUUUAUCGAGACGGAGUUCAUUCAUCCGGUCAGCUGGGCGAGCAAGUUCCAGCUCCGCUGGCUACGAGACCAGGACUAUGCGAAGAACCUGAUCGAAGCCUAUACUCGCGGCGGAAUCGAGAAACUGUCCUACAUCACGUACACUCAUUAUGUCCACCGCGGUAUCCUGGAGCAUGCGCAAGCCACAGGCGACAUCCCGUUUCUGGUAUCGCAGUUAGAUGGGAUGGUGUCCAUCUACCACCUCUGGAAUACCACACGCGACAACAGGACUGGGCUCUACCAUCGUAACCCGCUACAGGACGCUCAAGAGUACAGUCUGCCUGGCUACCUGACUGGCGGUCCAGGAGGCGGUCCCAUGCAGGAGUGGAAUGACUUUGGCCUGAGUUCGAGCAUGGGCGGCGGUAAGUAA